CAUGCGUGGAUUCGAAUUCUGAGUCCGGAUUGUAAAACCCGGACGAAUCGCGGACGUUUUAAAAACCGCCUGGACAGGAGGACAUGUCUGGGGAAAACCGGACGUAUGGUAAGCCUACUGAGGGCACAACAGAAGCGGUCAUACAUACCUUUAUUUAUGCCAUCUCUCAACCUCCUUCUCUCUGACAGUGAGAGUCUCACUCCGAGUCCGACUCAGACAACCUGUGGCUGUGGGUCCUCCCCGGACCCUCCUUGACACAUACAGUCCUGCUUUUCCCCACGCAAACAGAGUCUCGACGCUUUUGCGAUUCGCGCGAGCUCUUCUACCUUCCGCGCCUGCGUGGAUUCGAAUUCUAAGUCGGGAUUGUAAAACCCGGACAAAUCACGGACGUUUUAAAACCCGCCCGGACGCCUGGACAGGAGCACAAAAAGAGGACAUGUCCGGGGAAAACCGGACGUAUGGGAAACCUCACAGUAUUGACAGUUCUGAACGGAUCCAGCUUACUGGAAUAUUUAAUGUUCGGAAAGGAAAAAUGCAACUUCCUGUGAACAGAUGGACUAGACGCCAAGUUAUCUUAUGUGGGACCUGUCUUAUUGUGUCAUCGGUGAAAGACAACCAUUCAGGGAAGAUGCAUGUACUCCCUCUAAUUGGUGGAAAGAUAGCAGAGGUUAACAAGUAUCAACAAUGUUUAACCACCUCAAUGUCUGGACCAGAGUGGCAAGCUUAUACACUUUCUUUCCCCAUCUAUCCAAAAUUUCUGAGAUGGUCUGCAUAGGCCAGUAAGGUUGCAUCUCAGCGAAUCAGCUGUGUGGAUCUCUCCUGUAGCAGCUUAGAAUACCUCCCCACUAACCUCUUCUAUAGUCAGGACCUCACACACCUCAAUGUCAAACAGAACUUCCUAAAGCUGGAGCCAGGGCCAUCUAGAAGCUUAUGUGACCUGCAAAGGUUUAGUAAACUGAAGAGCCUAAAUCUGUCAAAUAACUAUUUGGGAGAAUUUCCGUUGGCAAUAUGCAAUAUCUUCACUUUGACCGAACUGUACAUGUCUGGAAACAACCUCCGAGCUAUCCCUACUUCAGUGGGAGAGAUGCGCAAUUUGCAGACAUUUUUGCUGGAUGGGAAUAGUCUUCAUUCUCUCCCUCCUGAACUUUCCAACUUACAGCAGUUGAAUUAUCUUGGCCUGUCAUUCAAUGACUUCAUUGACAUUCCAGUAGUAUUUCAGAACUUGACAUCCGUGGAGAAACUCUGCAUGGCUGGAAAUUGCUUGGACACGUUGAACCUGCAGAUCUUGAGUAGAAUGUCCCACAUCCGUCAUGUAGAUUUAAGGUUUAACUGCAUUAAAAGGGUAGUAAUGGAAGAGAUGGAUUUCCUUCGCCAUGUGACUCACUUGGACUUGCGAGACAAUAGGCUGAGUGAGCUGGAUGCCACUGUAUUUGGUAACUUGGAAGUGUUGCACUGUGAACGAAACCAGCUAUUUUCUUUAAAAGCCAGUGGAUACAUCUUGAAGGCCCUAUAUGCCUCUUCUAAUGAACUUCUCCUGGUUGAUGUUUACCCUGUUCCGAACUACCUUGCCUUCAUUGAUCUUUCCAGGAACCAGCUGGAGAACUUGCCUGAGUGGGUGUGUGAAUGCAGAAGGCUGGAAGUCUUGGACAUUAGCCACAAUUUCAUUUGUGAACUGCCGGCACGAUUGUUUUAUAAUGGCGUACUGCGGAAAUUAUUGGCAGGUCACAACCAGCUGCGAAGACUUCCUGAACGUCUUGAGAGAACUCUUAUUGAAGUCCUUGAUAUCCAACAUAACCAGCUUUCUGAAUUGCCCUCAAAUCUCUUCCUUAAAGCUGAGAGUUUACGGUGCCUUAAUGCUUCCGCCAACAAGCUAGAGAUGUUGCCUUCAGCCAGUUUAUCAGAGGAGACAAACAGUGUAUUGCAGGAGCUAUACUUAAGCAGCAAUGACCUUACUGAUAAGUAUGUGCCAGUGCUGACAGGGCAUCUUCACUUGAAGGUCCUACACAUGGCAUAUAACCAUCUGCAGACUUUUCAAGCAAGUAAAAUGGCCAAGUUGGAGGAGUUGGAAGAAAUUGAUGUCAGUGGGAAUAACCUGAAGGCUCUUCCAACCACCAUAAUAAACUGUAAGCAUAUGCACACUGUUAUUGCCCAUUCCAACUGUAUUGAAGUCUUCCCUGAAGUUAUGCAGCUCCAGGAAGUCAAGUGCAUUGAUUUGAGUUGCAAUGAGUUGAGUGAAAUUAUACUGCCUGAAAGUCUACCUCCAAAACUGCAGGAGCUUGAUCUCACUGGAAAUCCCAGGCUGGUCCUGGAUCACAAAUCUCUGGAACUACUCAAUAACAUCCAAUGCUUUAAGAUUGAUCAAACUUCUACUACAUUUUCAGUUGGCGAUGCUUCUGGAGCACCAGCUGUGUGGAGCCAUGGUUAUACCGAGGCCUCAGGAGUGAAGAACAAACUUUGUGUAGCUGCUUUGUCAGCCAAUAACUUUUGUGAUAACCGUGAGGCUUUGUAUGGAGUGUUUGAUGGUGACGGAAAUGUAGAUGUGCCCUACCUCCUUCAGUGCACCAUGAGUGAUGUGUUGGCAGAGGAAUUGCAGAAAUCUAAGAAUGAAGAGGAUUACAUGACGCACACAUUCCUGGUUAUGCAAAGGAAACUUGGAACUGCUGGGCAGAAGCUGGGAGGGUCUGCAGUGCUUUGUCAUAUAAAGCACGAUUCAGUGGACGCCAGUGGAUGUUUUACUUUAACUUCAGCGAAUGUUGGAAAAUGUCAAGCUGUCAUAUGUAGAGAUGGUAAGCCAGUACCCCUGUCAAGAGUGUACACAGUCAGCUGCAGUGAAGAGAUACAGAGGCUUAAGGAACACAAAGCAAUAAUUACAGAGGAUGGGAAGGUGAAUGGAGUGACCGAUUGUACAAGAAUACUUGGAUACACUUUUCUUCAUCCUAGUGUGAUACCCAGGCCGUUUGUUCAGUCACUUACUUUGACACCACAAGAUGAAUUUUUCAUUUUGGGCAGCAAGGGAUUAUGGGACAGCAUCAGCUAUGAAGAAGCCAUUGAAGCUAUCAGAAAUGUUCCAGAUGCCCUUGCAGCUGCCAAGAAACUCUGUACCCUUGCUCAGAGCUAUGGCUGUAAUGAUAGCAUCAGUGUUGUGGUCGUCCAGCUGAAUGUUACUGAAGGCUGUUUCUGUUGUUGCUGUGAAAUGAAUGGAGUUCCACCUCCCAGCCCAGGGAUCUUUCCAUCAUCUGUAAAUGUUGCGAUAAAGGACAGGCCUGUAGACACUUUAGGAAUGCCAUCUUCUAGUAGUGGCAUGGCUUCAGAGAUCAGCAGUGAGAUUUCUACAUCAGAGAUGAGCAGUGAAGUAGGUUCAACUGCUUCUGAUGAACCUCUUCAAGUAAAUAUGAAUGAAAGCAACUCAGCUUUUCCCACUGAACAAAGAUGCAUGCUCCAUCCUGUCUCUUUGUCCAAUUCCUUUCAGAGGCAGCUGUCAAGUGCCACAUUUUCCAGUGCAUUUUCAGACAAUGGCUUAGACAGUGAAGAUGAAGAGCCCAUUGAAGGAGUUUUCAUAAAUGGAAGUAGGGUUGAGGUUGAAGUUGAUAUUCACUGCAGUAAAACAAAAGAAAAGUCACCCCAGGAUGUCCCGCCUGAGGCAUGUGAUGAAGGCAUUGUCAUCAGUGCAAAUGAGGAAGACAGCAUGGACAAGACUUUGCUGAUCAAAGUACAGUGCGACAGUGACUGCAAUGGAAACAUUCAGAAGAAAAUUGACUAUGCUACUAUUGGAACUCUUGGUAAAAGACGAGGUAAUGGUUCUGUUGCUCCUGCAGAAAAAAGCCACAAUCUUAUUGAAGUGGCUACUGAUGCUCCACUCAAAAAGGCAGGUGGUUAUUUUGCUGCUCCUGCACAGCCAGAUCCCGAUGACCAGCUAAUCAUUCCUCCAGAACUUGAAGAAGAAGUGAAAGAAAUAAUGAAACAACAUCAAGAGCAGCAACAGCAGCAGAAGCAUCAGUACCAAGCAGACCAGUUACCAGACUGCUAUGAUACAUCACUAUGACAGUAUCUGCAGUAUUUGACAGUGUAGGAGCCAUAUAUUCUUGUACAGUCAAGUUAUACACUACUACUUUGAAUACUCCCUUUCCACUCACAGCCAUUUUUUAAAAAAUCGCUUCUAAUAAUUUGCAAAUAAAAUUUGAGUAACAAAAUAACACUUAUUUCCAUAGCAUAUCAUGUAUGUAAAAAUGUUUAAUAUAUUAAACAAGUAAUGAUGUAAUAUUUUUUAAAGUUCAACAUUUAUGUAAUUCAGAACAGUAAAUAAUGUUAAAUGAUUAUUAGAGUUGUAAAUCAUGGCUUUUUGGCUUGAAAGUCGUAGACACUUAAAGACUAACUCCUAGGAGUUGCUUAAUCUUUUCAUGUGACGUAGUCACAGAAACUAACUAAUUUUCUCUGAGAGAACAGAUGAUUGGGGGGAGGAAUGCUGUAAAUAUAGUUUUGUUUGUAUAGUGAUACCUAAAACAUUGUUUAGAACAGAUCUGAACAGUAACUAAAAAAUCAACUUAUUUUCAGUGCUGUAAAAUAAAUUAUCUGUGAUGGGACUGAAUCACUUUGAUGGCUGUGUACAGUUAAUAUUUCUUAUGACAGCCUGUUUGGUUAGUGGGAAUGUGUUUUUUUUCCCCAUUUAAAGUUUAUUUCAUUAUUGCUGAUGAUCACCAGCAUGGCUGUAUGGCACUCUUUCAGACAAGAUAUACACAGAAGAAAUAUAUUCAGGAAAUCACAGAGAUGAUACCUAUUUCCUAAAAUAAAUCUACAUUUUAAGUAAA
Molecule: messenger RNA, 4805 nt
Organism: Protopterus annectens (West African lungfish)
Lineage: Eukaryota; Metazoa; Chordata; Ceratodontiformes; Protopteridae
Gene: PHLPP1
Product: PH domain and leucine rich repeat protein phosphatase 1
Exons: 21
Molecular function (GO): protein binding
Source: RefSeq, a predicted model, not a curated record